Molecule: messenger RNA, 2718 nt
Organism: Prorocentrum cordatum
Lineage: Eukaryota; Dinophyceae; Prorocentrales; Prorocentraceae
Source: the annotation of a GenBank genome assembly
GCGCUCACCGCGAAGGCCAAGAACGUCUGGCGGCUGAGGGCCGCGCUUGGUAGCCUCUUGCGGCGGAAGUGGGUCACUGGCUACGCGCUGCGGGCCGUCCUUGGGCACAUCACCUGGAUGGGCAUGCUGCGGCGCGAGGCCCUGACGACCCUGCACGCCUGCUACGCUUUCGUCGAGGUGUUCGAGGGCCGCCCUGGCCGCCUGUGGGACUCAGCGGCGCGGGAGCUGAUCACGGUUCGCAACCUGUUGCCGAUCCUGCAGGCGGACCUGACCGCCGGCUGGUACAGCACGAUCGCCUGCAGCGAUGCCGCGCCAGAGGGGCUCGGUGUUGCGCGCCAGCGGUUGGAGGCCGCGGUCGUCGCCAGCUGCGCCCGGUUUUCAGAGCGCUGGCGGUUCAAAGUCGCCGGGGCGCAGGCAACUCGCGAGCGCCCCCUUGCUUGCGGAUCUGCGUCGGAAAAGCUGGCUGCCACCAAAAACGGAUAUCGCGCUGCUGACGCUGACCCUGAUGCCGCCGAGACCCCGCUCAAGCACGUGGAGCCCUUCCCGAACUAUAUUGUGGCGCCCCUCGCGGACCCCAUUCUGGAUUCUGGCAGGGUGCUCGCCGAGGCGCCCGAGGAGGUCUCGGAGGACCCGGAGGGCUUCGCGGUGAGGUUCGAGGAGGUCCCAGCAGACAUCACCGACUCCCCAGCAUGGCGACCCUCCGCGGCCGUCCAGGUCUCAGGCGGAGCGAACAUCCUGUUCUUGGAAGGUGGGUCGCCUCAGAACGGAACGCAUCGGACCCAGUCAGCCGCGGGCGGUAUGGCUGGUUCAGCGGGCGGCGCGUGCUGCGCGGGCCCGCGGGUGGCGCUCCUACUGGCCGUCGUGGCGGUCGCCACUGUGGGCCCCGUGGGCGCCGACGCGGCUCGGAAGUCUCGCGUGCCAAGCGCGGGAGCCGCCGUGGCGCAGCGGCAGAAGCUGGCCCAGCAGGCGCGGAGCUCGCGGCCGCUGCUGGCGGGGCUGACGCUACUGGAGACGCUGGCCAUCCGCGCGAACACCGAGCGGAGCUACUUGCAGAUGCUGAACAACUUCGUGCAGUGGUGCCAGCAGCACCGCCAGGACUGGAAGUCGUACGAGGAGCUCGACCCGGUGCUGUCGAGCUACUUCUCGGACCACUACUUGCUGGGGACGGCGUGCAACAUCGGGAGCCAGACGCUGGUUGCCAUCGCGCACGUCACGCCCUCGCUGUUCAAGCAGACGGUAUCCGUGCUCCCCCGGGCCUCGAGGGCCUCGGCCGCCUGGAAGCGCCGCGCGCCGGGCAAGACCCGGCUGCCGCUGCCGCGCCCUGCAGUCUACGCGAUCGCGGGCUGGCUGAUCAGCCACGGGCAGCUUGGGAUGGCAUGCUGGGUGGUCCUGGCCUUCGCAGCCUACCUGCGGCCGGCCGAGGCGCAGGGCCUGACGCACGAGAGCCUGGCGCCGCCGGCCCCGGCAGCCGGCGCGGGGCACUCGUGCUGGGCCCUGCUGAUGCAUCCGCUGGAGCGCGGAGUGGCGGGGAAGACCGGGCACUGCGACGACGGCGUGCUGAUCGACCAGGCCCCCCUGUGGCCGGUGCUGGCGGCGAUGCGGCUAGCGACGCCGCCGGGGGCCAGCCUGUGGAGCUUCUCGCUGGACGAGCUCACCGCGCAGUUCAGCAGUGCGCGCCAGGCUCUGAAGCUGUCGUCGCCGAGGCCCCACCUCUACAGCCUCCGCCGCGGGGGGGCCUCGGACGACCUCCUGACGGGCCGCCGCAGCCCGCUCGAGGUGCAGCGUCGAGGCAGGCGGGCAGUGGCGUCGUCGAUGCGGCGCUACGGCAAGGAGGGCUCCCUGCUGGACGAGAUGGCGCGGGUGAACGCGGCUGUCUUCGCCUUCGGGGCCCUCGUCGAGGCGAACCUCAGCUCUCUCCUCGAGCACGGUUUCAGCAGGAUGAACCUGCGCGGCCAGGUGCCGGCGACUGCGCUGCCGGCGCUGGGCCCAGUGGCUGCGGCGCCAGCAGCAAGGCCCAGCAACGCCGAGGACGGGGUGUGCAGCCGGCAUCUCAAACGGCGCCUUCGGCGCGCUUUGCGUGCGCAGCGGACGCGGCGCGUGGUGCUGGAGCUCUUUGCUGACUCGUCACACCUCACAGAGGCGGUCAGGCGGCGUGGGCUGCCUGCGCUGGACCUGGACCUGUGGCGGGGUCCAGCUGAGGACCACCUCAGCCGCGAGUUCCGUGCUGUCGUGAAGGGCUGGCUAGCAUGCCGGGUCGCGGGCGCCGUCUGGUUGGGAACCCCUUGCACUACCUGGACACAGGCGCUACGACAGCCGCUGCGGACACGGACGCGGCCGAUGGGGCGGGCUGACCUCUUGCCUCGCGAGGCCGCCAAAGUUCGCAUGGGGAACCGAACUUUCCACUUAUCUUGUGAUGUGAUUGAGCUUUGUCUGGAGCUGCGUAUCCCAGUUUUCGUUGAGAACCCGGCGGGCUCACUGAUAUGGCAAGCGCGACGUCUGCAACGAUUGCUUCAGCAUCCGUCUUGCCAGCUGCUGACUUUCGACGGCUGUCAGUACGACGCCCCCUGGCGUAAGCGGACGUCGGUGGCGGCCUGGAACGCCGUCGACCUGUCCCGCCUUCAGCGGCGCUGCGCCGGCAGGCGAGGGAUGUGCUCUCGUUCGAACAGACCUCACGUGAUCCUCACCGGCCACGCCGGCGGUGCGCACCUCACGGCGCAG